Molecule: messenger RNA, 1363 nt
Organism: Physella acuta
Lineage: Eukaryota; Metazoa; Mollusca; Gastropoda; Physidae
Product: dual specificity calcium/calmodulin-dependent 3',5'-cyclic nucleotide phosphodiesterase 1A
Biological process (GO): signal transduction
Molecular function (GO): 3',5'-cyclic-nucleotide phosphodiesterase activity
Source: RefSeq, a predicted model, not a curated record
AUGCUGAGGAAAGAGAGAAAUCUAAGCUAUGUGCCUCUGCAGAUGAACAGCAAAAUAAAGUCGAGGAUUCAGAAAACUUUGACACCUCCAACUCAAAUGUUCAGUCAGGCAAUUCAGUUCCACAAUCAUUACCAUCAUCUAACCAGUCUUCACCAUCACCCUCAUCUUCUGUAACCCAAAAACCUAAGUUAUCUCCAAAACCUGUGUUACCCCCCCUGCGGUCACACUCUAGCUUAAGUCAGGGCAAACACAGCCCUAGAGAUGCAUCUCAUAGUAAUAGCUCAACAGAAGCUAAAGCUCCUGUUGCCAUCCAUCGCCAAACCUCAACCACUGGUCUGUUGUCUGCCGUUAAGCUGUCCAGUUUAGGCGAGCUUCCGGCCAGAAGCAGUGGCCACUCGACCCCCACGUCAGACGAGCUAGAGGACGAGGUCUUUAAACCCAGCAGGGCUUGCAGCAAACAGCAGGCUCAGGAUGGACACUCUGAACCCAAGUUUAAACGUUUGGAGAAUUUACCAGAGGCGGCGUCCUUUUCGUUUUCAGACGAGCAAGAUAACGUCAACAAACAGGUGUCAUAAUAGGUGCACCACGGGUUGAUAGGUGCACCAAAAGUUGAGUGGUGUACCAAGUGUUGAUAGGUGCACCAAGUACUGAUAGGUGCACCAAAAGUUGAUAGGUGCACCAACUGUUGAUAGGUGCACCACGUGUCUAUAGGUGCACCAAAAGUUGAUAGGUGCACCAAGUGUUGAUAUGUGCACCAACUGUUGAUAGGUGAACCGAGUGUUGAUAGGUGCACCACGUGUUGAUUGAUGCACCAAAAGUUGAUAGGUGCAUCACAUGUUGAUAGGUGCACAUAUUUGUGCAACGUGUGUAGGUAGACCAAGUGCACUCACAAAGAUGACUCUGCUUUGUUUACAUCACAUUUAAUAAAGCUGAUUUGUCGUAGUGCUACAGAAUUAAUUAUAACUAAGGGUAUGACUACCGGCCCAAAACGGUGUCAUUAAACAUUUGUAAAUAUUUUAACUGUGAUCUUUUAAUGUCAUUUUCUCUUUUAAAUGUAACAUUAAAAAAUGUGAUCAAACAUAUAGGCUAUCUACUUUUCUCAUAACACGAACAACGUGUCUAAAACCUGCGAGUUUUUGUUUAGUUUUGAAAUGAGCCGCUUCAGGUUUUCUUGUUACAUCCACAUGUAGGCCUAUUCGUCUGUUAGAUCUAUGUAAGGCCUACUACAGCUGUGUACUACAAAAGCUUAACGAGUCUUCGAGCCUAAAUGUACUGCACAAGGUUUUUGGUUCAUUCUUGAUCGUAUUGUGCUAUGCUGUAUUUCCUGUUUACAAUACGUCUUUGGUUUGAUAGCAGAGUUUUU